AUGAGCCUGGUGCUGAGGAACCUGCAGCGCGUCGUCGCGCUCCGCCGGGCCCCGCUGCGCCGCGGCGUGGAGGCCGCCCGGGCCGCGCUCGGCGUGCGCGCCUUCGACCUGGCGCUCGUGUGCGUGGACGACGCGCGCAUGCGGCGCCUCAACCGGCGCUACCGGGGGCGCGACCGCCCCACCGACGUGCUGGCCUUCCCGUUCCACGAGGGCCUGCCCGCCGGCCAGCUCCCGCGGCCCGAGCGCGCCGAGGACCGCAGCCUGGGCGACAUCGUCCUGGACGUGGAGCUCGUGCGCCGGCACUGCGGCCCCGGCGAGGACUUCUACGGCGCGCUGACCGUGACGGCCACCCACGGGCUGUGCCAUCUGCUGGGCUUCACACACCGCACGGAGGCUGAGUGGCGAGAGAUGCUGCAGAAGGAGAUGCAGGUGCUGGAGGAGCUGGGACGGCGCACGGGGGUCAGGCUGCAGCCCCUGAGCAGGGAUCUCUUCUGAUGGGGCGCUGCGGCCCACAGCAGAGCUGCGGGUGCAUCAGCCACAGGCGGGACUGACUCAGUGAGGGGCCUGGGGGGAGCCAUCUCCACAUGUUCCUUUGUGGCACUGUGGUAUUCCCAGGGCACAGCUCUGAAGACUGAAGUGGGGUGUGGGGCUGGGCCCCCUCUGCCUCUGGCUGGCAAAGAGACACCCUCAGCCGGUCUCCAGCCUAGCGAGCGGGCGGGCAUGCCACCCCCCAACCUCGGCCGGGCCUGUAGCAUUGGCCUCGGUCCUUUAGGAGAAACAGGAUGAGGCUGACACUGGGGUUGGCCAGACCCAGGCAACCCAUGUUUCAGGAUUUCCCACCUGAGACGUUUCCCCAUCAGAGCGUUUGUUCGUAUGCUGAAGCCAAGGCCUGGCUGUGGGUGCAGCCCUGGGACCAUGUCCCCCUCGCUGCCCAGCUUCCAUUGUGCCGGCGUGUCCUCGGUCUGCUGAGGCCGCCACCCAGGAGGUCAGAGCCUCCUCGCCUGCUGUCCCCGCACGCAGGCUUCCCGGGCACCCUGGAGGGUGCUGAGCUGAUCUGGGUCUCCAUUACUUGAUGCCCAGGUGCAGCUCGGGUGCAGCCCUCCGGGGGCUCCGAAGAUGCCCUGUGGCCGGCUGCCAGAGGACAACCAACAGGUUUCUGCCUUCAAUCCAAUUAAUUCCGCCCAGAAAGAAAAAGAUCACGUUACAGAUGUUAACUAGAAAAGGGAAUCGAGGCUUUAAUUCGUGCAGCAAACGGGCGUCACGGUCCCCCCCCCCACCCCCCAAGCCGCCGCCUGCAUAAGGGUGGCCCCCAGGAGGCUGAGGUGGGGACGGGGUCUCUGCUCCUCAGCGUGCCUGAGGGAGCAGUAAAGGUGGCUUUUGGGCGCACCAGCAACACGGAGACAACAAGGCAGUUAGUGCGG
Molecule: messenger RNA, 1421 nt
Organism: Talpa occidentalis (Iberian mole)
Lineage: Eukaryota; Metazoa; Chordata; Mammalia; Eulipotyphla; Talpidae
Gene: YBEY
Product: ybeY metalloendoribonuclease
Exons: 4
Coding region: 1-495 (164 amino acids)
Biological process (GO): rRNA processing
Molecular function (GO): metalloendopeptidase activity
Source: RefSeq, a predicted model, not a curated record